Messenger RNA from Emiliania huxleyi CCMP1516, 381 nucleotides. RefSeq lists its product as hypothetical. NCBI's taxonomy places the organism in Eukaryota, Haptophyta, Isochrysidales, Noelaerhabdaceae. The annotation marks the transcript as partial. The transcript has a single exon. The record is from RefSeq and is a predicted model, not a curated record.
CAGGGCGUGCGUUGCGCCGCCGUGACCAACGCGCCGAGGGCCAACGCAGAGCUGAUGCUCGGCGCGAUCGGCGCCGUGGCGGGCAAGGAGAGCCUCAGCUUCUUCUCGCCGUUGAUCAUUGGCGACGAGUGCAGCCACGCAAAGCCGCACCCGGAGCCCUACCUCGCCGCGAUGCGCCUCCUCGGCGUAGAGGCGGAGAACUGCCUCGCGUUUGAGGAUUCGCCGUCCGGCGCCGCCGCGGCCGUGGCCGCAGGCACCCAGACCGUCGGCAUCACGUCGACGCAAACCGCCGAGAAGCUCGAGGAGGCGGGCUGCAGCAUCGCGAUCCGCGAUUUCGAGGACCCGGGACUCGCAGCACUGCUGCGAGACACAUGGACAUUG